UUACCUUAACGAUUAGAAAAAGUUAUAAUUUGAUACAAUAGAAGUAUCACCGUUUGUUUAUUUUGGUCAAGCCAUUUAACAACGUUAUUACUAAUAGAUACAUACCAUUUCAUUUUUAGUAGAUAGGUUUUUAUUGUAGAAUAAUGAACCAAUAUCUUUUAUUUGUUAUAUUUGGUUUUAACUUUUUACAUAAUUAUGAAUGUGACGGGGGAAUAAUAAUAAAGGAUAAAUCGUUAAAUAAAGGCAAUAACGAAAUAAUUAUACCCGUACUGUAUCCUGAUGCAGCUUCUAUUUUGAAAGUAUUGAAAGAGCCACAGAAUAUAGAACAGAGUGGAGUACAAGACUUAUUAAAUUUUUAUUAUUCGGCACAAGCAAAGCUAAGCCAGUUUGUUGCAUCAGGGGAUGUUAAAAAAUACCCCUUGAUUGUUAUAGAAGGUUUAUCAGGUUCAGGUAAAACAACUAUUUCUGAAGCUUUAGCUAAAAGAAUUAAUGGUACACGAGUACAUUCUCCUUCACUCAAAGUAAAAACGUUACAAACUGGAUUUCAGAAGAGAUCUGUCAUUUAUAAUGCUUACUACCAAAUAUCUCAAUACAUAACUGCCAUGGAAAUUAUGCCUUUGUUAAAAGAUGGCCCAAUAAUAUUAGACAGAUAUUACCCUUCAUCGGCAACAUACAGUAUUGCCCGAUCAGUAGUUUACAAUCCCGGCAGCUUAAUGCCUCCAAAGGGAGACAAAAUUUACAAUUGGCCCGACGAUUUAUUAAAACCAGACAUAGUAAUUUUCCUAGAGGUGGAUGAAGAAGAAAGAAAUCGGAGACUAACAAGCAGAACAAACAAACCACACACACCAAAACCACUAGGGCAGAAUGAGAUUACGCUGCACAAGAAUUAUGAUUAUAGAAAAAAGUAA
Messenger RNA from Psylliodes chrysocephalus, 908 nucleotides. Lineage: Eukaryota; Metazoa; Arthropoda; Insecta; Coleoptera; Chrysomelidae. The record is from the annotation of a GenBank genome assembly.